Molecule: messenger RNA, 1224 nt
Organism: Papaver somniferum (opium poppy)
Lineage: Eukaryota; Viridiplantae; Streptophyta; Magnoliopsida; Ranunculales; Papaveraceae
Product: zinc finger protein STAMENLESS 1-like
Exons: 7
Coding region: 1-1095 (364 amino acids)
Molecular function (GO): DNA-binding transcription factor activity
Source: RefSeq, a predicted model, not a curated record
AUGGCGAAGUAUAUGCACAGAAAAUUCUUUGUAAAAUGUGCUUACAUGGCUGUAGUCUGUAGUGUUUGUUCUUUUAUCAUGGAGUUGGUAUGUAAGCCUAGAGUAGUACAUCCAGUCUACCCUCAACAACAGAUUCCAUUAGCAUUGGAGAUGAACCUCGCACCACCAUCAUUACGCGCAUGUGCGCAAAAGGAGGCAGACAUCCAAUUAAUGUGGCGAGUACACUUUGCUAUGAAAUUGAGACCUGAGGGGACUAACCCACUAGACCUAAACAACUUCCCUGAGGAUUUAAGUAGAAUCGAUGGAAAUCAGGCUUCUGAGGAGACUUCUCCGGAAACCACCACUGAAUCAACUAGGUUUAUUAGGAAAAAGAAAAGUAGCAGUAAUGGAAAGCAAGAUGGAAAAGAUGACGAGAGUGGUAAAGUUUAUGAGUGUAGGUUUUGUUCUCUCAAGUUCUGCAAAUCCCAAGCUCUUGGUGGCCACAUGAAUCGCCAUCGCCAAGAGAGAGAGACAGAGCAACUAAAUCGAGCUCGGCAGCUAGUUUUCAGUAAUGAUCCCCUAGCCGCACAAGGGUGCACUCAUAUAGGGUUGAGAGAUCCAAACUUAAAUAGCGAGAACAGAUCAAUAAUGCCAGCGGUUAACUUUCAUCAUCAAGGUGGUGGUGGUGCUGGAGGAGACCCAUCUCAGCAACAAUUCAGAUCUAUCUACCCAGCAAGACUAUUUUCUGGGUCGUCAUCGACAGUCCUACAGUCACAACCACCAUCACAUCAACAGUACAUAUAUUCAACUUCACCGUCGUCUCGUCUACCAUCUUAUCUUUCACAAUACCCACCGCAUCAUCUAAUGAACGAUUACUUCAUUAAUGGAGUUGCUGAAUCCAAUUACACUUGUAUUGGUGCUCCUUUAGGUCAUGUUUUCCCACAUGAUGCCGAUAGAACUAGCCGGGUGUUACCGCUAUCUGGAACUACAACAGCAACAACUACUACUACUAUAGGUAGAGGAGGUAUAGAAGGAUCGCUAAUGCAAAGUGGUCAUGAAGAUGGGCUACUCUGGGGACCUAGCACUUACGCAAGAACACAACAACAACAACAUUGAUUCUCUUUCGAUCAAUCGGUUUCAAGAUGCAUGGGUUAAGAUUUUGUAAUAUCAUGAAUGAGUAGAGUAGCAAUCUAGUAAACCAGCUUUGUCCCGUCGUUCUCAAACUGAAUUAACGUUUACGUAUAA